UGUCAAAUUGGCUGGAUCUCUGCUCUCGACGGGAACUGCUCUGACGUUGAACAUCGCGGAGAAUUCGCGCUACUGGCGCGCCGCAUCGCCGCGACCAUGGCACUCUCCAAAUCACACAGGAUUAUCAUCUUGUUGGUGAUUGAUACUGCUUUCUUCUUGUUGGAAUUGAUCGUUGGUUAUGCCGUCCAUUCGCUUGCACUCGUCGCAGAUUCGUUCCAUAUGUUAAAUGAUGUCUUGUCGCUAUGUGUCGGAUUAUGGGCCGUUAAGGUCGCUAACCAAGAGACUACCUCAAAGAUGUACACCUAUGGCUGGCAGCGUGCGGAAACCCUGGGUGCGUUGGUAAACGGUGUCUUCUUGGUCGCUCUCUGUAUGUCGAUCUUCCUCGAGGCUAUACAACGGUUGGUGGAACCGCAAGAAGUGAAGAAUCCAAAGCUCGUCUGCAUUGUCGGAUGUUUUGGUCUGGCGUCGAAUAUUCUUGGUUUGGUUCUCUUCCAUGAUCACUCCCAUGGGCACGGAGGCCACGAUCAUGGCCAUGAUCACGGUGACGAAGAUGCGGCGGAACAGGGUUUCGUGGCUCAUGGCGACCACGAGCCAUCGCAUGCCCGUGACCAGAGUGGAACUGCGUCAGGUAUGCCAGAGAAUGCUGCAGGGGCGUCGUCGGGCGGUCCCGAUCAUCGUACUCGCGGGUUUACAAAGAGUGAUGAGACGGACGACACUGCAACAGAUGCCAUGUCACCAUACAGCCGGAAGCGCCGUGGACUCGAGAGCAGCUCUCGGAAUUCUCGUCGAUUUAGCGCAUCGUCUCGGGGUUGGGCAGGUGUCGAUAGUAUCCACAUCCACCCCGCUACAUUACGCCAGGAUAUUAUCAAGGCCAGUCGCUUCGAAGACGAGGUCACUUCCGACUCUGAUCUGGAGAACCCCGAGGCAGCUGACGGACAAGCGCCCAACGAGCGCUCCGGCCUUCUCAGACAUAAGGAUCGUGCAAGCAAUUACACGGAUGAAGAUGCUACUCCUACCCGAGCCCCCGGUCGCGCAACUACCGACGAUGAUAUCCAUAAAUCGCACAACCAUGCCCAGCCCAAGAAGGACGAAAAGGGCAAGGGAGGCCAUAAACAUGACCUCAACAUGAGAGGCGUUUUCCUACACGUCAUGGGAGAUGCAUUGGGCAACAUUGGAGUCAUCGUAUCUGCCCUGAUCAUCUGGCUCACGGAUUACUCGUGGAGAUUCUACGUUGACCCCGGUAUUUCCCUUGUGAUUACCGUCAUUAUUCUGGCAUCUGCGAUCCCUCUCUGCAAAGCAGCAUCCAGGAUCUUGCUUCAAGCGGUACCUCAAGGUAUGAGCAUCGAUCAUAUCAAGGAGGACAUUGAGCGACUUCCUGGUGUCAUCAGCUGUCACCACCUCCACGUGUGGCAGCUGAGCGACACCAAACUCGUCGCUUCUCUGCAUAUUCAGGUCGACUGCGAGAUAAAGGGCGAAGGUUCAGAGAGAUAUAUGCGCCUCGCCCGGCAGGUGCGGAAGUGCUUGCAUGCGUAUGGCAUUCACUCAUCGACAAUCCAGCCCGAGUUCACUCCGGAGAGCGACGAGGAAGAUAAUCAUGUCGCUACUUCAGGACAGCCAGGUAACGGUGACGAGUCUCGCUCCUCCAGCAGGGCCCCGAGCACCCGCGGAAGCGAUGCAGGAUGUCUCCUCGAAUGUGGGGAUGAAUGCGCACGAGGCGGCCAGUGCUGCCCCAAAUAAUAAAAGCCGGUGACCUCUGAUAAUUCACCUUCAACGUUGGUUCCGGACUACAGACACGGACGUCUAGCUGGUACCAUCGUCGAUUUCUUCGACUUAUGCCUCUGAUUUUCAGCCAUGGAAUAACUGGCGCUUUUUUCUUGAUACUCCAUGCUGGAGUGGCCAGUCGAAGCUGGAGUCGACUGAAAGUCAUAC
Molecule: messenger RNA, 1929 nt
Organism: Paecilomyces variotii
Lineage: Eukaryota; Fungi; Ascomycota; Eurotiomycetes; Eurotiales; Thermoascaceae
Product: zinc/cadmium resistance protein
Exons: 4
Coding region: 97-1737 (546 amino acids)
Biological process (GO): intracellular zinc ion homeostasis; zinc ion transmembrane transport
Cellular component (GO): membrane
Molecular function (GO): zinc ion transmembrane transporter activity
Source: RefSeq, a predicted model, not a curated record